This is a messenger RNA of Micropterus salmoides (largemouth bass), 3043 nucleotides long. RefSeq names its product glutaredoxin domain-containing cysteine-rich protein 2. NCBI's taxonomy places the organism in Eukaryota, Metazoa, Chordata, Actinopteri, Centrarchiformes, Centrarchidae. The record is from RefSeq and is a predicted model, not a curated record. The coding region runs from base 15 to 767 and encodes 250 amino acids. Gene Ontology annotation, biological process: sensory perception of sound. The transcript has 5 exons.
CUCAGUCAGCCACCAUGGAAGAACUCCAGAGAAAGCUGAAUCAACGCUAUGAAGACACCAAGCCCAGAAAGGUGAGGUUCAAGCUGGCGUCAUCGUACAGUGGCCGGGUGUUGAAGCACGUGUAUGAGGAUGGUCAGGAGCUGGAUAGUCCAGAGGAGAAAUACCCUCACAGCUUUGUUCAUCGCAAAAUCCCUCCCAGCCAUCUGGAGGUGGAGCAGCUCUGUGGGUUUGAGGAUUCUCAUGGGGACCAACAGGGUGUCUAUCCCCCAACAGGGCUCAUUGCCCAGAGAAUAAACGUGUACAGAGGAAUGGGAAGCUACAAACCUCCUGCAGGCCAGACUGAGGAAGCAGAGGGAGAUGCCACAUCCUCAGUGUUGGACUUUGGCAAAAUAAUAAUCUACACCAGCAAUCUGCGCAUCAUCAGAGCACCACAGAAGAAGCCUGAAGUGUUGCGGCAACACACACUGCCUCCUGUGGACUUGGAGGGAUACCCAAAGGCCAGGGAGAGGGGGAGCAGGAGGAGGGCUAAAGCUCUUUGUACACAGGACGGGGAGGAGAAGGAGGAGAAACAGAUCAGCGACACAGAGACCAAGGAGGCUGACAGCUGCCAGCAUUGUGGUGGUUCGGGCUGCGCUCCCUGCUCUCUGUGUCACGGUAGCAAGCUGUCUAUGCUGGCGAACCGCUUCAAUGAGUCCAUCAGUGAUCUGCGUUGCCAAGCCUGCUACCCCCAUGGUCUGGAGAAGUGCCAGUCCUGCUCCAGCAAAUAGCACUGUUUGGCUGACACCCAUGUCUGGCAGAGAGAGAGAGUGAGUGAGUGAAUGAAAGUGUGAGUGUACGCCUGAUGUGCUAUCAGUUCGUCAGAAUAGUCUCAGCGGCAAUAUUGCUCUAAUCCAAAAUGUUCUUGGUGGGGUGUUUCGAAGCACUACUAGGAAACAUAAGCCAUCAUUGGAAAGGGGAAUUGUGACUGUGCACAGGGCACAAAAUCAUAAAAUACAAUUACCGUGUGCAGUGAACAUGGCUUGAUAACACAAACACAUAAUCACUUUUUUGUUGUCACAUUAUUUUGCAUCUGCACCCUUCCUCCUGAUAAAACCGGGCUCCACGACAGAGUUAUCAUUUUAAUUAAAAUGAUGCAAACAUUUAGCAUUUUAUUUCAUCUACUGGGAAGGCUGCCCUGUUCAUAUCUCCACUCUCUAUUCACCAGAAAUAAUGAAGCCUUUUAUAUCACUACAUGGUUUAGCCCACUGUAUGAGGGUAAUUGAUGCUUUCAUUUUUUUUAAAGAGAGAGGAAGAGAGACUGGAAGAUAAAGAGUUUGAGAUGGAAAGGAAAAAAAGAAAUUCAGAGAGUGAGAGAGGAGAGUGAGGGAGGGAAAAUGAAGACUGUUUCAUACAUUUUAACAACAUAAAUUAAAUUUGAUUAAAGUGCACUCCAUCCAACAAUGGCAAAAAGGAUGACACAACAGCAAUGUUGCCAUGAACUCAAGCUGACCGCAGCUACUCUUGCUAAGAAGUUUCAAACACUUAACAUUUUAAGUCAAAAAUCUAGAUUUUGGGUGGUGUAUUACUUUAGGGGCUAAAUGUAGUUUUUUUUUUAACGAAAUGAAUCAUUUUUUAAUUUCCCAUUUGUGAAUGGGUUGUAACCUAAACUUGAAAUGAACCACUCGCCAGCUUUCUCGGUUGCUUGUAACAGCCUCUAUGCUGCUUCCUAUGUAAAGAAAUCAGGUCAGAUUUUCCUUGAAAUCCACUGGAUUUAAGUAGGCUGUGACACUCGUGAGCCUCUUGCCAACUAAUUCAUUGAUGCUCUCAACAGCGACAAGGCAGCUAAUGAAAUGAAGUCCCCUAACACCAAAAAACGACCGGCUGCCAGCACAUCACAGACUCAGACACAAACUUCACAUAAGGAUAAAAAACAACAAAAAAAGUUGAUGUGCUCUACUAGCCGAUAGUGACUGUCACUGUCACUAACCGUUUAUGCUGACCUUCCAGAGCCUCUAUGGUGAAAGACCGGCCGAUGCUGAGUGCUUGCUCAUUAGUUCGAGAAUGCGCACGAGCACACGUUUGGAAAGGUAGUGGUUGCAAUCCGAAACCUCACCACUCCAAGCCACUCAAAAAACUACACAUGGCCCCUUUAAGACAUUUUUGCUGUGAACAAGUUAAGAAUAAAAGGAAAACAGUCAAAUAAAUUACGAUAGUACUGCUUGCUCAGGAGUUGAAUUAUGGCAAUUAUGAAGAUCUUUUUUUUAUUAAUAAUCACAUUCUCAGGUUAUUACCAUUUCAACUUGUUUCAAAGCUUUAUGCACAGUUUUGGUAUAUGAAUGAAAUAAAACACCUAAUUAAUUUUCAAUUCCUCUUCCUUUAUUGUGUCCAACAACCGCUGUUUCAUAGUAUAACCUGAAGGGCGCAUUUUCUUGCUUCUUCACUGAGCCUUAGAUCAGUUUAGAAAUGUCACAUUUUGUAGAAGUGUAUAAUUUUAUAGCUGUAAUCUGGAUAAAUCUAAAUGUAUCCUGCAGUGGGAGUUGCAUCAUAAUUCAAAAAGUAACAUCUGUGAUUAUAAUGUGUGAAAGUAAUUCCUUAAUUGUUUAAUGUGUUUUCACAGUGGGUUAGGAGUGUUUGUUUGUGUGUUCCCAGCUUGAAAACUAAGUGGAACAUAACAAUAAAGACAUAUGCAACACGCUGCAUAAUUCCUAGUCAUCACAUUUUAGUCAUUACAACCUCAAAUCAACUCCAAUCAACCAUAGUGUUUUGUAUCAUGCCAUUUCAGGAUGAUUUAACAGAAAAAGAAGAAAAUUAAACAGUAUCGCUUCAAAAGCAAAAGGUUGUUAUAGUAAUAGUUUUCACGCUGGUAUUGCCGGCUCUGAGUGAUCACCUUCAUGCAAUUAUGCAUUUCAUCUGUGGAGACAUCAGUAUCUGCCAGGAUUAUGUUUACCCAUCACAAGAAAACAGAAAUUCUCCAUGUAAGGUUUAAACAUUAGAUAGCAAUGUUUCCCACACAGAAUGUGCAUUUGACUUCUGUUUGCAGAACGGUCUUGAGUUACCAGUUUUC